CUCUUCACCGUCAAAUCUUUACUGAUCGCUGCUCCGAUUCAGGUGAAGUAACAGAAUUAGGGUGUUGUUUCUUUUUUUUUAUCCUGAAUAAAUGGGGAAAAGAAAGUCAAGGGCAAAGCCACCGCCUAAGAAGAGAAUGGACAAGCUUGAUACUGUUUUCAGUUGCCCCUUUUGCAACCAUGGAACCGGUGUCGAAUGCCGCCUUGAUACGAAGAACUUGAUUGGUGAGGCUGUGUGUAGGAUUUGUCAGGAGAGCUUCAGCACCACCAUCACAGCUUUAACUGAACCUAUAGACAUAUAUAGUGAAUGGAUUGAUGAAUGUGAACGGGUCAACAACUAUGAAGAUGAUGAUGCUUAGAAAGCAAUGGGAUGCUUAUGCUUUUGCUGCACUGUUGGAAGAAAGGGCCAUGACAUUAAUGUUUAGUUUGACAUCCUCACUUCAAUGGAACAGGAUUUUGUUUAUGGGAAUGGCUGUGCUUGCAUUCUACUGUAUCAUAUGCUGCAUCUAUAGUUUUUUGUGAUGGACAAUUAAAAUUGUAUGUAUAAUGCACUGUUUUCCUACUAACAAUUCCACUCCUUAACAAAUUUAAUUGGAGAUCAAGAUGGAAUCAUUUUUUAA
Messenger RNA from Theobroma umbraticum, 619 nucleotides. Its product is annotated as transcription elongation factor-like protein. Lineage: Eukaryota; Viridiplantae; Streptophyta; Magnoliopsida; Malvales; Malvaceae. Gene Ontology annotation, molecular function: RNA polymerase II complex binding. The record is from RefSeq and is a predicted model, not a curated record. Gene Ontology annotation, cellular component: transcription elongation factor complex. Gene Ontology annotation, biological process: transcription elongation by RNA polymerase II.